This is a messenger RNA of Zymoseptoria tritici IPO323, 1887 nucleotides long. RefSeq lists its product as uncharacterized. Gene Ontology annotation, biological process: maintenance of protein localization in endoplasmic reticulum. Gene Ontology annotation, cellular component: endoplasmic reticulum membrane. The transcript has 2 exons. NCBI's taxonomy places the organism in Eukaryota, Fungi, Ascomycota, Dothideomycetes, Mycosphaerellales, Mycosphaerellaceae. The coding region runs from base 7 to 1887 and encodes 626 amino acids. The record is from RefSeq and is a predicted model, not a curated record.
UCGCCCAUGCCAUCGAUGCUUCCGAUCCCUCCUCUAUCACUCCCCACGUAUUUACAUCUUGAGUUGUCUUCUGAUCGACCUUCUGCGCUUUACAUUCAUCGCUCGCGCAAUGCCGACUACACAUACGAGUCUUCCAGAAUCAAGUUUGAGCGUCUGCUCAACUUUCUGCUGCUCCCACCGAGUCUUGAACAGGUGUUGUGCUUUGGCACGAUCGCAUGUCUCGACGCGUGGCUUUAUACGUUCACCAUCCUACCUCUGCGGUUUCUCAAGGCGGUUGUGAUUUUCGCGCGGUGGGCGGGCAUGGCUAUGGCACAGGAGGUGCGUGACCUGGCGAGCUUCCCUGGGCAUGUAUCAGUAGUGCCACCAUCACCCACGACCAAAAAGCAAAGAUCCGGCUUCCGACACCGACGCAGCCAGUCGAGUCCUUCUGGACUACUACCAAAUCAUAAGGCGGAUCUCUUGCAGGGUCUGCUCAUCAUCUGCAGCUGCGUGAUCCUGAUGUGGUUCGAUGCCAGUCGUAUGUAUCACUCUAUCAGAGGACAGGCCGCCAUCAAACUGUAUGUCAUUUACAAUGUCAUUGAGGUGUUCGAUCGACUGCUUUCAGCAAUUGGGCAAGACAUCCUGGAGUGCCUGUUCUCAAAGGAGACUCUCGAGCGCGACACAGACGGACGUAGCAAGGUCUUGCGUCCCCUCGGAAUGUUUCUGGUGGCACUGAUAUACAACGUGGUCCACGCUACGGCCUUCUUCUACCAGGUUGUGACAUUGAACGUUGCGGUCAACUCGUACUCAAAUGCGCUCCUGACCUUGCUGAUGAGCAACCAGUUCGUCGAGAUCAAAGGCACCGUGUUCAAGAAGUUCGAAAAGGAGAAUCUUUUCCAAAUUACCUGCGCGGACGUUGUCGAACGUUUUCAACUUUGGCUGAUGCUGCUCAUAAUCGCGCUGCGAAAUAUCGUCGAAGUUGGUGGUCUUAGCAUCAGCAUUACAAGCGCCCUCGGCGGCGGCGGCAGUCCUAUGGAUGCCUUUUCGAGCAAUGGAACUGGAAUACCUCUCGUAUCAGGCUUCGUCAUCCCAAAGGCCUUCACAAUCUUCCCCAAGUGGACUGGUGAAGUCCUCGGACCAUUCCUCAUUGUACUGGGAAGCGAGGCGCUGGUCGACUGGUGCAAGCAUGCCUAUAUCAACAAGUUCAACAACAUCAAGCCCAACAUCUACGGCCGAUUUCUGGACGUACUUGCCAAGGACUACUACUCUCAUGCAUUUUCAGACCAGAACUUGACCAAGCGACUUGGCCUGCCGGUGCUGCCACUGAGCUGCCUCUUCAUCCGAGCUUGCAUGCAGACAUAUCACAUGUUUCUUGCCACGCAUAUGCCUGUCCCUAUCCCGUCGGCCGGCACGUCCAUCGCCGAGCCUCCUGCUUCGACACCAGUGACCACUGCUGCGCUGCAACAUAUCGACCAGGUCUUCCGCAGAGCACUCGGGCGAUCGUCCUUUGGCGCAGGAAACAGUGGCGGUCCAUCAUCGAUCGCAUCUUGGAACAUCGACGACUUCAUUGCGCUGGCUACAAUGGUGAUCGUCUUCCUUGCGGUCUACCUUAUCAUGCUUGCGCUCAAGUUGGUCCUUGGUAUGGCGCUACUGUCGUAUGCGCGAGGUAGGUAUAACGGCAUGAAGGAGCGCGAGCGAGAAAGCGUUGACACCCAUGGCCGGCGAGUCGGUGGCUGGGGAACAGUGGAGGUGAAUGAGGAUAAGCGGAGAUGGAUUUACGAAGACGAUCCGGAGGGUUUGGAAAAGUUGAGAAAGAAGGAGAGCGAGGCACAGGCCCGAGCCGCGAGCAAUGAGAUGAAGCUCGAUCAUGUGGAUCGGUAUGUGAUGGCUUCGAAGCGCAUUUGGUAG